This is a messenger RNA of Frankliniella occidentalis (western flower thrips), 2389 nucleotides long. RefSeq lists its product as uncharacterized. The record is from RefSeq and is a predicted model, not a curated record. The coding region runs from base 347 to 2251 and encodes 634 amino acids. The transcript has 12 exons. Lineage: Eukaryota; Metazoa; Arthropoda; Insecta; Thysanoptera; Thripidae.
CAAAUGGCCGUACCUGCCGGUUCAAGGUUCUUCUUCAACGGUUGGCCUCUACGAAGCCAAAGUAUUGUGCUUAGGCGGUGAGUUUUCUGUGUUAACUUCAAUUUUCUGUAAAAUUUCACGUCAGUGUGAUGUGCGCCCCCAGAAUCUGAGGUUAUAUUCGCCAUGUCUGCAGGAGCAACUUUGUGUCGGCCUUGGCCGCGUAUCUUUUUUUCCUCUUUAAAACACAUUCGUUUUUGUUCAUUGUUUCUACUGGUGAAAUUUCAAAUUGAAAUCGGAUUGGUUUCAAUUGCUUAACUGUGCUGUGUUAGAGAAUGUGCUGAGAGACUCCCCUGAACAUUGGUGAACAAUGAUAAGUCUUUCAACCCCUUCAUCUGUCAUAAUUUUAAAUCAUUUUUUCGUUGUUGCAGUUGAUCUAGAUGACUUAAAACAAGAAUCAAAAACGAUUGGUGUUAAAAUUACCAAUAGUAUGAUCAAAGAUUUUGAAACAAGAGACGGGGAGAAACAAAGCAAGGUAGAUCAAAAGACGCCCAAAAAAUCUUCUCGAGGCAGACCUAUUAAGACAUCUGCAUCAGCUUUAGAGAAAGCUGCUGACAGUAGUGCUGACCGUGCUGCGCCAGAUCCUCGGAUGUCCAAGAAGAAAAAGAAGUCUUUAGCUGCUGAAGAAGCUUCCAGAGAUAAGCGGCAACAGAAGACCCUGGCAAAAUAUGAUGACCAAGUAUUGUUCAGAUCUGAUGUACCCAGAUCGUCAAAUUCGAAGUCUCAGCAGCAAGACUCAGCAACUGACUCGGAGUCAGCCAAUAGUAAACAGACCACUAUCAAGGCAAGAGAAACUGAUUUGACAUCUGUUAAACAUUCUCCUGGAAAACCUACCGGCUUGGGUGCAUUAGGGGAUCAAUCAUUUAAAUAUUCUCCGAUGGGGAAGUUUUUGAAUGCUAUUGAUGAAUGCGGCUCCUGCGAUGAGGAUUUAAAGGAAAGGUCUGCUGUAAUUGUCAAAAGUGAACCAACAUUGACUGAGUCUCCUAGUGAGAAAGUUUUGAUUAAAACUUUAAAUUCUUCACCAGGGAAGCAGACUUCGACCAGCAGCCUUUCGACGUGUUCUUCAAUUGUGCCUAAGAAUCGUCGUCCUAAGGGGACCCAUAAAAAAUGUGAUUCCUCAACAAGUAAUUCCCAAAGCUCAGAGCAGUCUGGCUCAGAGACUGAUGCUGAAAAAGAACUUUACUACAAUAAAAUGAGGAAGUUGGAAUCAGAAUUGAAACGAGAAAAAUCUAAAACCCGUUUACUUCAAAAUACGCUGGAAAGUCUUGAGGAAACUGUCAAAACUCAACAGCGCACUAUCAAUGGGUUGAAAGAAGAUUCUCAGCGGUACUCUAAAGUGAAUUUAAAACUGACUGAGAGACUUGUAAAUGCCCUCUCCACUAACAGUGCUACAGGGAAGAGUAAAGUUAAAAGAUCAAUCCAGUUUGAAUCGCCAGCAAAGGGCUUUUCUGUCCAAGAUUCUGCUGAACUGUCGGACAGCAUGCCUAGCAGCCUCCCUGAACAGCCAGAAGAUUUAGAAUUUGAGAGCCCUGCUCCUGCUGGCAAGAAACCUAAAAAAUUUGAUAUGACCCCGUCUCCAGUAAAAUUAGAAAAUGAGAGCGCAGAUCGAACCGCGUUCAGCCUACUAUUUUCACACGGGGAGUUGCAGAAAGAGCAGCACGACCAGGAGCUCAAGCGGAAUCAGCUUCUUGGCGGCCACGGGAUCAAAGAUCCGCUGCCAGCCAUCCAGAAGCGGAACCACGGCAUGAUUGAGCCGAUGGCUGUAUAUCAGGGACGAGCGCCUGAGCAGGUACAUAUAGGUAAUGGAGUAUGGAUUCCUGAAAAGAGUUGGAAUGAGAAGAUAAGAAAGGCAACAGUUAGUCCCUCAAUUGCUCUGAGAGAUGCAAUGGCUAAUGUAUACUCGUCAAGUGAGAUGGCAGAGCGAUCCCUAGGAGGAGGCACGCCUGUGAAGGCUGGACCUGAUGGAGUGAAGACUAAGAAAAAGAAGAUGACUCCCCACAAGAGGGAAGCUUUCUUAGGAUUGUACAGAGGCAAAACGGCUGCUUCAUCUGGGAGCACUGACAAAUGUUUCCUUGAUUUGUCGGUUAGCAAGAAGGGUAGAGACACUAUUAAAUACAAGCUGAAGGAAGCUUCUGUUGAUAAGAAUGGCAAAUCCAAACCUUCAAGCCAUAAGUCACCUACUUCUGGCUCCAAACCUUCAAGCUCCAACAAAUAAUUCUUAUAUGACCUCUAUUAUUUCUCCAACGCCUGACUGACUAUCUUUUAAUUGUUCUUAAUUGACCCAUGGUGACUCCUAACAUUUAUUUUAGUUUUGUUAAUUUAGCGAGAUUUUUUUUAGUUGAGUCAUUUUGGA